Messenger RNA from Vigna unguiculata (cowpea), 632 nucleotides. RefSeq lists its product as uncharacterized. NCBI's taxonomy places the organism in Eukaryota, Viridiplantae, Streptophyta, Magnoliopsida, Fabales, Fabaceae. The record is from RefSeq and is a predicted model, not a curated record.
AAUUAUGCGUUCUUAUCUUAUCUUACCCCAUGUUCCUAAGGUCCUUCUUCUUGUUCCUCUCCUCACAAACUAAGCAAUGGUAGCAAUAAUCCUGGUAACUUCUCUAAAUUUUGUACUUGCUUACAGACUCUGGAACAGAACGCAAGAUAUCAAAUUUGUUGUAAGAGAUUGUUUUAUUAAUACGAAUGGAACUCAAUACUUGAAAAAUGUUAGCUUUGUGUUUUGCCUUCAAUGCGGCCAUUGCACCAAGUUUGACGUCCCUGCUUCUACGGUGGAUUCUCCUACCACUCCGUUAACGUGCACGAGGGAGCAUGAAGAGUUCAGAUUGUCAGAAAAGGUUCCUGGGAAUGGCAGAGGAAACAGACGUCAAAGAAUUCAGGUUGGUUGGAUAACUGGUUUUGUUACAAGAUUGAUCAACAAGUUUGGUGUAUCACGAGGCUCUCUGUCUUCUCACUGAAAACUUCACAAUCACAGAUCAGUUGUAGCUUAGGAAGUUAAUUUUGAUUUACCCGUAAUGUUUGAGAUAUGAGGGACAAAUAAGAAAUGUAACGGAAUUGAUAUUCCUUUUAAUAGUUUGUAUAGCUUAAAGUAGGCAUCAAAUGAAAUAGAAUAAUGCAGAAUGUAUUCCAUCC